UCACAGCGUGGCCAGGCGGCCGGUCGGCGGCAACCCAGCGCGGACCAAGUGGACUAACCACAGCUGCGCUCUGGACCAGCCGUUCUGUGGGAACCGUCACGUGCGAAUCGAUGGCCGAGGAGUGGAGGAAGGGACUUUGUCACGGCCUAGGCAGACAUACGAUGCACAAAUGAAGACAGAGAUACCUCUGCUGUGGGCAUUGCUGGUCAUUCUCAUGGUGUGUCAAGGAACAACCCCAAACCCAGACCCUGCUGCUUCUGCUGCGCCUGGGAUUGUGUUACCUCCACGGUGGGCCCGUGACACUGCACGCAACCCAUGUGCUCUGCAAGGAUGGCAGCUGGUGCUAUGGCCAGCUGAUGGCCACUGCUACCGAGUGUUCCAACAGGGUCCCUGUCCAGUGGGCCAAGAGCUGGUGGUAAGCCUACAAGGGGAGCCACUGUGUCGCUGCCUACCGGGCCAUCUCCGGGUCCCAGAACUUACUGGUCAUGUCUGCUAUCCUGCACACCAACGCGGGCCUUGUCCCUUUAACCACUACCUACAACCUGCUGUGACACAUUCGGACAUCGGAGAGUGUAUCGCUGUAGCAACGUGCCCUCUAGGGCAAGCAGUGUGGCCCCCUUCUGGCCAGUGCUACAAGCUGCAGCAACCUCCAGCCAGAGGACCUUGUGCCUGGGGUGAACUACUCCAGCAGGAUGCUGAGAAUCCAGCUCUGGCAAAGUGUGGCUGUAAACCUCAAACCCUUGGUUAUCACAGACAGACAAGGUCUUGCCAUCAGUUGUUCACCAAAGGUCCUUGUAUGGAGGGCCAUAUCCUACUUCCUGAUGGAAAAUGUGGCUGUCACAAGGGUCUGCAGCAGUAUCAUGCUUCUACACAAACCUGCCACACGUUAGGACACCGUGGGCCCUGUCAGCAUGGCCAGAUACUGAUGGCUGACUCAUCUGGGUCAUCAGCACAGUGCCAGUGCAGCACUGGCCGUGUGAGUGUACACGGUGCUGCACCAGGAUGCUGGCGACCACUUUCACGAGGACCUUGUCGUCGGGGAUUUGUUGUCUUUGAGAACGAGGGAGGGAAAGGAAUGUGUGAACCUGAACCCUGCCCUCAAGGGCUGCUGCUACAUUUAGAAUCUAGAACUUGCCAUCACCCAGGGACAGAGCACCCAUGUCCCAAGGGAAAGAGGCUCCUAUUUUCUGAUGCUGAUCCUGGCGAUGUGUCAUUUCUAGGGAUAUGCGACUGUCCUAUGACUCACGGAUGCAUAACAGAAGAAACUCAAGUAGCACAUAAAACAGAAAAUUCAGAGCUGGAGGCUAGUAAAUCUACUAUCAGUCUGCAAAACAGAAAAGGAAAAACAAUAAGUGACUUUUCAGCAGACCAAAGAGAUACGCACAUUUUACAAAAUGAGUCAAAAAACAUCACGAAUGUUGGCAUACGACAUCUAGGGAACCUUCACCAUCGUCAUAAGCAACACCGUUACCUUCCAUUCAUCCAUUAUGAUAGAAACAAUGAACAUAUGAGGCACCAGGGCACUUUACAACAUCAAACUGCAGAGCAACAAAAACAGUACAGUGCUGACCAGGUUCCACAGGUGGCUAUUACUGAUUACCAGUAUAAUGCUACACAAAUAUUAGAAGACAUUCAUAAGCACAUUGAAUUCAAAUCAGUAACAAUACCACAUAUUUCAUAUAAGAAUGAGUCAAAUAACACUUACAAACAGGAACAAAUACUGAAAGACAUACAGAGACACUUCCCGACACCGAUUUUAAACAUAGACCAAGAAAAGUCAUAUAUCAAAGGUGUGGAAUAUUAUGAUAACACACAUGAAACAGGAAGUAGUUCAGAAGGUGUACUUGAAACACAGGAAAUAACUAAUGCAUUUCUUGGUACAGUAAUUCCCAAGCCUAAAACAGAUAAACUGCCACUCCAUGUAGUGAAAGGUUCCACUGCACACAGACAAAUUGAUGCCAGCCAAAAACAAACUACUAAUUCAUGUGAAAAUGUUGGCUGGGCCCUUUGGUUAGGUCAAUGUUACAAGCUAUAUGAGCGGGGGCCAUGCCAACACGGUGCCUGGCUGGUGCCAGACAUAAGACAACCAGAAGAUAAACUGCAGAAUCAGCCUCUUAUAGGGCGAUGCGAGUGCCAACCAGGUUAUCACCAGUCUGAUAUCCAAGGAGAUUGUCGGUCCCAAUUAGUGGCUAUCUCCACUUACCUUUCACACAUUAAAAACAUGAACUCUGGUGAAUGACAAACACUAUGAUUGAGGUGUAUGCCAGCAUAUAAAACUAAGAAUGGUACAAAAUAGGCACUCAGUUUUCAUUUAAGAUACACUGAAUUAAGGUAUGAACAGCUAACUCAAAUGUCUUUCAAUUACACUAUUCCGAGAGAGAGAGAGAGAGAGAGAGAGAGAGAGAGAGAGAGAGAGGGGUUAGUACUGACAAGUUAGAGUGGUGACAGAAGAGUUUCAAUUUCAUGUACCUUAAACUGAAUACAAAAGAAUGUUUUAUCAAUAGAAGAAACCCUUGUACCUCUUAAGAGUUCCUACAAUUCAAGCUUGAUUGAAGUAAUAUUUACCUCAUCAGCCUGGCAUAAUUAAAAGAGCAUAAUGUCUGUGAUAUGUACAUAAAACAUAAAUAAAUGUGUAUACAUGUUAUUUAUACUCACUCUA
Molecule: messenger RNA, 2659 nt
Organism: Schistocerca nitens (vagrant locust)
Lineage: Eukaryota; Metazoa; Arthropoda; Insecta; Orthoptera; Acrididae
Exons: 5
Coding region: 170-2239 (689 amino acids)
Source: RefSeq, a predicted model, not a curated record